Messenger RNA from Penicillium crustosum, 1122 nucleotides. RefSeq lists its product as uncharacterized. The annotation marks the transcript as partial. The transcript has 7 exons. The record is from RefSeq and is a predicted model, not a curated record. NCBI's taxonomy places the organism in Eukaryota, Fungi, Ascomycota, Eurotiomycetes, Eurotiales, Aspergillaceae.
AUGGUUAAAACCACAUACGCCCUUACGCUUUUUGCAGCCGUCAGCUUGGCGGCUCCCGUUGCUCAGCUGAAUGGUCGUGCCCAGGAGCAGGGUUCAGUUGAGCACAAGAACCUCAUUGAGGAAAUUCCCAUCAUUGGACCUAUGCUUGCAGGGAAGCAGGAGACGAAGCGCAACGAGGCUCAGCUUCAGCACCGCGGCCUCAUCGACGAGGUUCCGGUCAUUGGAGAGUUACUUGGCGGCAGCAAGGGGAGUCAGCGCCGAGAUGUCGGGAGAGAUGGUAUCACCGGUUUGCCACUCGUCGGAAAGCUGUUUGGAACGCACACACACAGUGGUGGUGAGAAUGGUAUGAACAAGCGCCACAACUUCGGUCAAAACAAUGGCCAAAACGCUGGUCAAAAUGAAGGUCAAAACUAUGGCCAGAACGCUGGCCAGAACGCUGGUCAGAACGCUGGUCAGAACGCUGGCCAGAAUGCUGGUCAAAACCACGGUCAAAACCACGGUCAAAAUGCCGGCCAGAAUGGCGGCAAAAACUGGCAGCGUGACCUCGAAAGCAGCCUCAGCAGCCUUCCUAUCGUCGGAGAGCUUCUCGGAAAGAACCAUGAUAAACUCUCUCACCAGCAGACCGAAACUCCUGCCAAGCACCUCGAGAACCGCGAUGCGGGCCAUUCCAAGGGCGUCUUCGGUAUCCUGCAGUCUUUGACCAGCGGCAGUCCCGUCUCCAAGAGCCACAAGCGCGAUGAGUCCGCUGCUCCCAAGGAGAGCCAGAGCUCUGGUGGCCUGCUCGACGGAUUAAUGGGCCCGAAUGGUCUCGGUGGCCUUAAGGGCAACUCCGAACAUGGCCUCGGCCUUAUCCCAAUGCGCCGUGAUGCCAAGGAGAUUGAGGCCCGACAAGCCCCCAUCCAGGGCUCCACACUGACUGGUGUUCUUCUUGAGGGUGGUGCUUUGGGCAAGGUUACCAAUUUCCUUUCUGGAGGUGCUUUGUCCAAGCCCGGUGCCAGCUCCCCCACUGACAUGAGCGACGGUUCUACUUCGGGUCCCCCCAACCCUGCGUCUGGUGCUGGUCCUCACUCUGGUCCUGGUCUUGCUGCUGAGCAGGAGCAACAGGGGUCUGGUGCUGCUUCC